AUGUCCAACGAUCCCUCGGUGAGGCGCAUCUUGCCUCAGAGCUCCCAGAUGGGUAGCUUCUCGUUUGCGCCCCAGCAGUAUCCCCAAAGGGAAACCCAAAAGAACUAUGUUUUUGUGGAUGAACACAAUCGCCAUAAACGAUUGAAGGUUAUGAGGGCCUGUGAAGGAUGCAGAAGACGAAAGAUCAAAUGCGAUGCUGCCACGACCAACACCUGGCCAUGCUCAGCCUGUAUCAGACUGAAGCUUCAUUGUGUUCGCCCCAAUGGCCAGUACGACGGAACAUCUACCGACGGCACCGGCUAUGAGUCCCAGAGGGACGAGUUUGCCGCCGCAUCCUCUCAACUUCAAGACAGCUUUCGCCAGCAAGCUCCCAUGCAGCAACAAUCAAUCAUGGCAAGUGGCCAAAAGCCUGGCCCUUCCAUGUACGCCACUCAAGGCGCAUAUUCAGAUCACAAUGUCUUUCCCCCGGUGCCUUAUUCUGAUCAGUCGUCAAGCCAGCACAACAUCCAUUACACCACCGUUGCCCCCUCUGUCGGUAUGAUGGACCAGUCCUACGCCAGUCAGAAUGUGUUCCCGACACCGCCCCUUCAGCAAAGUUCACGACCCGAUUCACCCCCUGACACCUACUCCCAAGACGGCUCCUACCAGCAAGCCGACCUUGCCGAUCUCUUGGGCUCCUUGAAAGUCAAUGAAGCAGGCACAGCGCCGUAUUUGAGGAAUAAAGCCUCGUUCAGACAUGAAGAAGAACCAGCCGUGGAAGAAGCCGAUGACUACAAAGAAAUGCUUCCACCGUUGCCAUCUGGUCCUGGUCUCAAGAUUCGCAUCCCCCCUGAGCUGAUGCCGGAUGACGACACUGCUAUGCACUACUUCGAGCUAUUCUUCAGUCACGUGCAUCCCUACGUUCCUGUUCUUAGCAAGCCCAUGUUUUACCAUCAGUGGAACACCAACAGGCAUGCGAUGUCUCCUCUGAUUCUUGAGGCUAUCUUUGCCAUCGGCGGGAGACUUGCCGACGACCCUGCUCAAGGACAGCAAUGGCUUGCCUUGGCUUCAAAACACGCAGAUUCCUUCAUGGAUGUCCCAAGACUGAGCACUCUCCAGGCUUUGCUACUUAUUCUCAAGGCGAGAGAAGCGGCACCAAAGCGUGGCUACUACUACAGGUCAUGGAUGACGAUUGUUCAGUGUGUGCAGAUGGGCAAGGACCUUGGCUUAGACGAGCACUAUACCGAUCACCAGGCAGGACGUCCUUGCGGCUCUAAUCCAACGGAAUGCCAGAUGAAGAGCAGGAUCUGGCAAUCUAUCUUCGUUGGCGAAGUCAUGAUUGGCUCUCCCCAAGGGCGAUAUGAUCUUGCCGUCGAGCUGGAUACCAUCGAUUUCAGCGUUCCGCGCCCAAUUCAAGGUGGUGACGAUUCCGAGUAUCAUAUUACGCGAAAUUUCACGUACUUCGCACGAAUCGUCCGCAACGUCAGUCGGAUGAACACCACUUACGGGCACCUCAAGAAGAAGAAGACCAAGGACUGGGGAGUAGAUCCGGAAUUUGUGCAGCUCAAUCCCGCUUUGAAUGCAUGGUUGAACGACCUUCCUGCGGAUUUGUCGGUCACCUUCCCUCCGGAUGGCUCUCCUCCGUGGCUUUCGUCGCCGUACAUCGGAAACCUUCAUUCCUACUACUACCUGACCCUGAUUCUUCUACAUCGGCCACAGCUCAAUUUCCUUGACCCCAACGGAGUUGACGGCCAAUGGAAGCAACACAUGAUGAUUUGUUACUCGGCAGCCAAGGCCCUGUGCCGACUUCAGGAGGCCGUGUUGAAUAACUUCGGAUUUCCCGGUCUACAGUGCAUGCUUCGUGGUUUCAGUUUCACUGUCUACUGCGGACUGUGCUGUAUCGUUCUCCAUCUGGUGGCUGUAGUCUCACCAGAUCCGGACUUGAACACCGACGCGCGCGAGUACUUUGCUCGACAUAUGCGGGUUCUCGAAAAGGUCAUGUCGGUAUGGCCGAUGACGGAUCUUCAGAAGCAAGUGGAUGCAGUGCGAGAAGCAUUUUCUGCUGACAUCAGGAAACCUUUCGUGCUCAAGCCGAGCUUUCCCUACGGCAGUCCUCAGUCAUCCACCCACUCCAGUCCUCCUCGUGGCUACAGACCGGGCAUGGCUCGCACUGCCUCUCUAGACCACCAGUUGGACACACAAAACCUUCAACACUCCCAAGUCAGUUAUACCAGCCACCCCAUCACACCUCCUAUUUCUGCCGGGCCUGUGGAUACCAAGAGUGACUCGCCUGCUAUACAGUCGCUCGUCAUGAUGGCGAAUCAAGGAUCCCAAGCACCGGGGAUGCCGCAGACCAUGUCGCUGGCGGAACAGCAGGGCUGGAAUCCGAAUCGUAUUUUUGAGCAAUGGAACACGUCUUUUGGUACGCCUCAGGUCCAACCACAGCCUUCGACGCUGCCUCCCCAGUCCAAUUCGCUUAGUGUUUCUCCGUCUUCAGGUGCACCCGAAGCCCCGUCUCUUCAAGACAUACAAGCAGUAAAUGCCACCCUGCCAGUGGCUUCUCAGCAGAUGGCGCCGCAGUACUCGGCUGCUCCGGUGCAGCCAUUCAUCUCGCCAGCUAUGUGGCAAGAGUCCGUAGCGAGUGUAUACGAAGGCGGCCUCAAGCGGGGCUGGGAUUACGAUGGUGGUGGUCCCAUGAUGAAGCGGCGAUGA
Messenger RNA from Colletotrichum truncatum, 2691 nucleotides. Its product is annotated as Cutinase transcription factor 1 alpha 3. NCBI's taxonomy places the organism in Eukaryota, Fungi, Ascomycota, Sordariomycetes, Glomerellales, Glomerellaceae. Gene Ontology annotation, biological process: DNA-templated transcription; regulation of DNA-templated transcription. Gene Ontology annotation, molecular function: DNA binding; zinc ion binding; DNA-binding transcription factor activity, RNA polymerase II-specific. The record is from RefSeq and is a predicted model, not a curated record.